AUGGGAGAAAUAGUCAUGAACAUCUAUUAUGAGUUCAAGCUCAGACAAGUAUUCCACGAGGCAGCUGAUAACAGAGACGAUGUGAUUCCAGAUGCUUAGACUUGGAAUUACCUUAUUGCUCUAAUGCUUAGAAAGAGGCUGGCUUCUUUAAAGGAUACGGAACAGCUUGAAAAGUACAGACCCUCUUUCCCUUUGGACUUUGAUACUUUCAUUUAAACAAUAACCCAAGCAUUUGGUGAUUUCACACUCAAGAGACUUGAAGUGGCCAUUGAUGACAGCAAGGAAUAGCUAGAGAACUGCAGGACUCUAAUCAACAUGAUGAACAUUAAGUUCCUUUCCAAGGAUGAAUUGUAUCAACUGGCAAACAUUAUCUAUCAAUGCAAUAAAAAGUCUCAAGAUGCUGAGAAAUCACUUGGCAAAAUCUUAAAAGACAUUCAUGGUUACUCGGAGGAUGUGUUUGGCUUUGUGUGGGACAAGAUCUAUGGUCAGUCUGACUACACUCAAAUCAAACUACCACACACAUACAUUAAACAAGAAAAGGCAGCAUUAGAAAAGGAGUUUAUACAAAGACGAGUGAGGAAUGUCCACUAUCGUAAGUAAGCCAUUAAGGUCUUGAAGAUCUAUGAGACCGGCAUCAUCAAAGAGAUUGCUUAUUGUGCUGAUAAAGACUUCCCAGUUGAAAAUUAUAAGAUACCAAAAGAGUUCCCCUUCUUUGAAGAGCUGUCAUAGUUCUUCAAUUAGAUAGGAGCAACAAAGGAGCUCUUGUUUUCAAAGUAUUUGCCAAGCUACCUUGGAUUUGAUGAUCUGUCAGACGACAACUACAACCAGUACUUCUUUGAAAUCAAGAAAGGAAGGAAGCUGAAGAAACUGCUGAAUGAGACUGGGAGAACUUUGAUGGGAUUUGAGCCUUUGUUUAAGUACUGGGCCAAAGAGUUGCUAUAUGCUUUCAGAGAUUUAACUUAUAGAAGUACGUAUAAUCUAGCAGAGGACAUCACUCUUAAGAAUAUUUUUGUUAGUGAUGUGGGUAUCAAGCUAUAUCUGAAAAAGAUAAAGUUCGGUGACUAAAGAGAUGACACUAUUGACUAUCAUUUGCAAAUUGAAUCACAACACCUGAAGAUAUAUGCUAAGUUGCUAGUUGAAAUGCUAACCAAUAGAGAGGACUACUAGGAAUUCGACAACUUGGAUAUUGACCCAGAACUCAAAUGCAUUCUAUAUGAGUGCUAUCAUGCCAAAGAAAAGACCGAUAUCAGAGAAUAGGACAGAUAUGAAAAUGAGAUAAACAGGUUCAUUUAGAAAGAACAAGAAAAAUCGUACAAAUAAGAAAAGCUUAAUAAAGAUAGAGAAGAAUUUACUAUAAAAGCAGAAAAAGAGAAAUAGCUGUAAGAGUAAGAAGAAGAAAUGAAAGCUUCCUUGGCAAAGGCAGUACAGAGGACCAUCAAGCGUAAACCAGAUAUCCCAGUUGCAAAUAAGCGUAACUUCGAGGACGAAAACAUUAGGAUGGGUGUUCAAAACGAGCUAGACCUGCUAAUGGGAGAAACUUAGGACAAAAAAGACAUGGCUAGAACAAAGAAGGAUAAAGGACUCAUUUAGUACACUUAGACGAAGGGAGAAGUAAAGAAGUAAAAGCAAGAAAGAUACCUGACUAUUUAGGGUCUUCUAAAUCACCCAUACUUUAUUUCCAUUAAUGAGGCGGAUAUUGCUAUAAUCAUUGAUGAAUUUGAGAAAUUGCUAUAACCUUAAUGA
Molecule: messenger RNA, 1743 nt
Organism: Stylonychia lemnae
Lineage: Eukaryota; Ciliophora; Spirotrichea; Sporadotrichida; Oxytrichidae
Source: the annotation of a GenBank genome assembly